This is a messenger RNA of Malassezia restricta, 1662 nucleotides long. RefSeq names its product GTP cyclohydrolase II. The coding region runs from base 1 to 1662 and encodes 553 amino acids. Lineage: Eukaryota; Fungi; Basidiomycota; Malasseziomycetes; Malasseziales; Malasseziaceae. The transcript has a single exon. Gene Ontology annotation, molecular function: GTP cyclohydrolase II activity. The record is from RefSeq and is a predicted model, not a curated record. Gene Ontology annotation, biological process: riboflavin biosynthetic process.
AUGGUGGACGAUACAGCAUGCCAUCGUGUCGACACAAAUAAUUCAAAGCCCUUAAAAGCACCAAAACCAUCGGAAUAUGCACAAUCUCUCAAGAAGCACGGGCUUUCUCUCCGUAACUUUGAUACCGAUGCAGCAUUGAGGAGUCCCCCGAUUGAUUUCGUCACAGGUGCUUCUCUACAUUCGGGACCACAGCUGACGCAUGUCCAUCACAAGCUCAAUGAUUCUGAUGGAACACGAAAACUCAAUGCUUCAGUGGCUUCAGGAGACCAAUCGAAUGGGGUGGACAGACAUCAGAACGAGAUGCAUCCGGUGAAGGUGCCAGCCACUACACUUUCGACGUCUUCUGUUGCUAGCCACUCCUCGCAAGACGAGAACAAAUGCCCAGAUGUUAUGUUUAUCCAACAAAAUUUACAGAAUGUCAAGUUGCCAGAAAACGAGCAGGAAGUUUAUGAUUCUAAUGCCAUCUCCAAUGCAAUUGUCACCCCAAUUAUUCGCCGCGAACCAGAACUUUUAAGGUCCCAGUCCUCGAUACCACCUCUAGAAGUCCGCUGCUACGGAAGAACACGUGUUCCAACACCGCAUGGGGAAGUUUUUUGCCACUUGUACCGUAACAAUUACGACAAUAAAGAGCAUAUGGCUCUGGUGAUCGAUCCAUCGCAGAACAAUCUGUCGAUUCAAGCGCGCCAAAAACAAGGACUGCUAAGCAGUCCGCGUCAUUUGCGCAGUCGGUCGCUUGAUGCCAUUUGGCACGAGGAUGAGACGACUAUCGAACGUCUUGUACGUGGGGCGUAUGUCAACCGCUUGAGCGACACGUACCAAGUGCCCUCUGAGCCUAUACUGAUGCAGAGCACGGAUGCGUUGGAUCCAAAUACACCAUCACCGCUUGUCCGUAUUCAUUCUGAGUGCUACACAGGCGAAACUAUUGGCAGUCAACGCUGCGAUUGUGGCGAACAGCUGGAUGAAGCGCUUCGUAUUAUCAGCACAUCCAUGACGCAUAGUUCGAGCGGCAUACCUGUUCCGCCACGUGGUGUGGUAGUAUACAUGCGUCAGGAAGGCCGUGGCAUUGGGCUGCUUGACAAGCUACUUGCCUACAAUUUGCAAGACAUGGGUCAUGACACUGUGAGUGCGAAUAUACUACUGGGGCAUCUGCCCGAUGCUCGGCGCUACGACAUUAGCAGUGCCAUCUUGCGAGAUCUUGGCAUUGAUCAAUGCCGCUUGCUGACAAACAAUCCCGAAAAAAUUCAGUCUCUAGAGGCAGAAGGCAUCCGAGUUACAGAGCGGGUGUCGAUGAUACCGAGGAUAUGGAAGUUGUCACACCACACGCAUGCAUCUCACAAGCCGCGACGGCAUCGUCGCGGAGAGCCUACAAAUCGAGUCGAUGACAUGUUAGGACGCAGUGAUGUGCACUCGCUAACUAACAGUACUAUGUCUCAAGGCUCUACCUCGAACGAAAUGCUGGAUACAACUCAGAGCGGCGAUGUGCUGGAGUCUGAUGACAGUGCGAGUAGUCAUGAUUCCCUCGCCCAGCGCAGCUUGGGUGUUACACUUGUCGGCGGAAGCACUACUCGUGGGAAUGAUCUGGAAAGAUAUCUUCGCACAAAAAUUGAGCGUAUGGGCCAUCUUCUAUCUGAACCUGUACAUUCAACAAAGCCAAUUCAUUAG